Molecule: messenger RNA, 8969 nt
Organism: Trichomycterus rosablanca
Lineage: Eukaryota; Metazoa; Chordata; Actinopteri; Siluriformes; Trichomycteridae
Gene: rsf1a
Product: remodeling and spacing factor 1a
Exons: 16
Coding region: 388-4137 (1249 amino acids)
Biological process (GO): negative regulation of DNA-templated transcription
Cellular component (GO): RSF complex; chromatin
Molecular function (GO): histone binding
Source: RefSeq, a predicted model, not a curated record
AAACGGGAACGCCCACUUGGACACGGCAUGGUUUCAUCCUCUUCCUUGUCAACAAAUGAAUGAUUAAUAAUUAAUUCUGAUAUAAAUUCUGAUUUAUUUGAUCUUUUCGGCUACAUGAGUGCAGAUUAAAAGGCGCGGCGGUGGACAGGGUCGCUGAUGAUGCGCUGAUAGGCGGAUUAUCAGUGGAAAGCAGAACACCCCUGUUCAGCAGUGGAUCCUCGCUGUUUGUGUUUAAAUGUGAUGAUCUGUGAUGUUAUGAAUCUUCAGGCUUUAGUGAUGAUCAGAUCAUCGGCUGCUGCUGCUUUAAUAUAAGGAUGUUUGUAGUGUCGCGGUGGAUUGUGGGCAGGCCUCGGUCCUCCAGUCGCUAAUCUGACUGUAAGAGGAAAAAUGGCUGCUCCGGGAGCUGCAGCCGGUCCUCCUCCUGGUUCAUGUGCCAGCUUUGCUGUGGUUUGCUCUUUUUUGGAGAGGUACGGUGUUGCCUUGGAUCUACCCGACAUGACUUUCCCGCAGCUGGAGGCUUUUCUACAGGAGACAUCAUCAGUUCCACAACCUCUCAUUGACCUUCAUGUGAAGUUACUUCGCAAACUUGGCAAGUCGGUCACACAUGACAAAUGGGAAAAAUAUCUUGUCAAGGUGUGUCAAGAGUGUAAUAGUCAGUUUGCCUGGGAGCUGGAGAGGAAAGGUUAUCCAGAAAUGUCCAUGAACUGCAAAGCAGAUAUUCUCAAGUAUCUGUGUGAAUGCCAGUUUGAUGAGAAUAUGAAGUUCAAGAUGGCGGUGAAUGAGGAGGAUCCAGAUCAGAUGCGCCUGCAACCGAUCGGCAAGGAUGAAGAAGGGCUGCUCUACUGGUUCCAGCUCGAUCAGGACCAAAACGUACGACUCUAUGUGGAGGAGCAGGACGACCUCAACGGUUCCUCUUGGAGGUGCAUCGUCAGGUCUAGAAAUGAGCUAGCCGACAUUUUGGAACGACUCAAAGCCAAGAUAGAGCCAGAAGUGACUGAUGAGGAGCGACGUGAUGGAGCUUCUGGAGGUCCAGGAGAAGAGGAGAGGAGCAAGAUUGAGGAGAAAGGCUCCAGUGGUUUAAAGACAGCCUGCAAAGAAGAGGGAGAGAAACAGAGGCCAUUAAUAACCAAGACUGAAAUUGGUUUAAAUUCUGAUAGUGCUGUCAAGGAGAAUCAGACUGUGAAUGUGAAAAUCAAAAAACAUUUAUUGAACAAUCCUUCUAAAGAAGAUGAAAAGAAGGCACUUGAGCUGAAGGAGUUUGGCACAGAGACGUCCAAAUUGCCUCAAGUUAUAGACAACAGAGUUAGCACGAUUAAGAGCCUGAUGAAGGACGAGCCAAAGGAUUCUCCUCAACACUGGAAUGCCAUCUCUGUCGUCAUGGCACCGGGCUCCAUCAAGCAAGAACUUCCGGUGAAGCCGGAUGCCAGCGAGAGGGCCAUGAAGAGCGACCAGCAGGCAAAAAUACCCCUAAAGAAGCGUAACUAUACCCACGUAAACCAUAACAAUAACAGCAACGGUAGUGUCAGCGUCGGUGGGAUAAUCGUCCCCAAUCCAGCUGUGUUGGAACAUUCUGGAGAAAAGAAACCACUGUCGUGUUCACCUCCUACAGAAAAUCCACAGACACUAAACAGUCAAUUAGACAAGGUUGCACCUACUGAUCCGAAUAAAAGAGCCACUAUUGGGGUGAUAAUGGGUCCAAUUGAGAGAUUUAAAACAUUAUCUGAACCUGAAAAGAACAGGAACGGAAUACAUGGUGAACAAGAUGUGAUUUUCAAGACUGAGCUGACUGAGAACAUAAGGCAGUCGGUUGUAGUCACCAAACCGGAUCUAACCCAGGCCACCCAUCAUGCCAGCAUCAGUGAAGACGCAAGUCUUCCGGCUAAGCCUACAGAUAGUGAUGAAAAUGGAAGGGAAAGAGUCAAAUUAGUACUAGCUCUACCCAAAGCUGGUGAAAAGCAUCUCAAAGAGGUGAAGACGGAAAUAAGAACAAAUGCAGAGGAAAAGAUCAAGCAGGAAACCCCAGGAUCAUCCACACCAAAGCUGGAAGAAAUGGGUAGUUCGGAAGAGCCGAGCAGAAAGAGGAAAGCUGAAGAGUCACUGCUUACAGAAGAACAACAACCUGCAGAAGAAAACAGAGUCAAAGGAUUUAAAAGAAAAAAACGCUCCGACAAAUCCAAGCUCAAGAUGCACCUCAGAGAAGACGAGGAAGCUUCAUCCGAGCUCCAGAAGGAAGGAAUCCGGUUAAAGAUCACCAUGCACAGACGUUCUCCGGGGCUCCGCAGGUCCAACCGAAUCUGCAAGCCCAGUCCCAAACUGGCUGAGAUCCGUGAGAGGAAACACACAGAUCAGGAGGAGGAAACCGCACCACUGAGUAAGGACGGGAACAAGAAAACUGGCACAGAUGAGCCAGUCAAGCCCACUAAGGCUAAACGGCGGCACAGGCGGCCUCGCUGGACAAAACCUGUGAAAGCCCGCAGAAUCGAAGCUGUUGUAGUGGGAGGCGACAAGCUUGAGAAUGAAUCCGAGCCAGACGAUGAGAAGACUGAUCCUGAAUCGGAGCACAUGGACCAAGCUCCACCUGAAGAUGCAUGUAAACACUGCCGCCUCGCCAACCACCCAGAACUGAUUCUUCUGUGUGACAUGUGUGACAGCGGCUACCACACGGCAUGCCUGCGCCCUCCUUUGAUGAUCAUUCCUGAUGGAGAGUGGUUCUGCCCUCCAUGCCAACAUAAGCGGCUGUGUGAGAAGCUUGAGGAGCAGCUGCAGAAUCUGGACUCGGCUCUAAAGAAGCGGGAUCGAGCUGAGAGGAGGCGAGAGCGUUUGGUGUAUGUGGGCAUCAGUGUGGAGAACAUCAUUCCCAAUCCAGAUGCUGAUGUAGAAGACGAAAAGGAAGAAAAGAAGAAAGGUGCAAAGAAGUGUAAGAACCUGGAGAGAAGAUCAACAAGGAAGAGAAAGUCCAUCAGCUACAGGUUUGACGACUUUGAUGACGCCAUUGAUGAAGCAAUAGAGGAAGAUUUCCAGAAUUCAGAGACAGAAGCUCUGGGUCAUGGUAAGAAAGCCACUGCCAUCACAGACCAGCAGGAGAAAGAAGAAGCCAAAGAGACCCGACAGCCUGCCAAAACGCUGGCGUCUCGCAAGAGGAAACAUCAUCGGAGACUGAACGACCUGGACAGCGAGAGCACGCCGGACGAGGAGGAAAGUGAGGAGGAGUUCCACCUCAGCGACAGCAUGGAAGAGAAGGAGUUUGUCGUGUCGGGGGACGAUGAUGGAGGCAGUGAUGCUGAUGCUGAUGCUGGAUCCUGGGACGGGAGUGACAGCGCAGUGGAACGUCUGCCUCCGGCCAGAAGAACAGCCAGGAACAGAAGAGCCCAGAAAACCAGGAGGAGCACAAGGAGAUCAGCCAAACAUGAUCAUCCAGGCUCUUCAGAGGAAGAGGAAGAGGAUGAGGAAGAGAUAGAAUCUGAAGGCUCCAGCGAGUUCAGCGACAGCGACGUGAAUCUGAGCAGAAGGAGAUCAAGGCGCAGCCAGAAAGCUCAGAUCAACUACUGCGAGAAUUCAGAGUCCGAGGGGUCACCACAAGCCUCCAAACACAAAUCUAACCAGCCACCACGCCCACGCCCACGCCCACGCCGACACUCCAGCUCCAACACAUCGGUUCUAUCCAAGGAUUCAGAGCCAGAGGAGGAACCUGACCUAAGGAGCAGGCGGAGGGCCAGAAAGAAACAAUCUACGCAGCGGGACUCCAAACAAAGACACAAAAGGCUCCUUCAAGCAAAAAGUUCAAGUGACGAAGAGGAAGAGAAGAACAUAAAAUCAGACGGGGAUGAAGGCAUCAUCGAGUCGGAAGAGGAGGAGCGGCCGCUCCGCAGGAAGCUGAACCGUAUAGAGACAGACGAGGAAGAGGACGACGUGGAGAAAAGACAGACGAGAAGGACGGGCAGCAAAGUUAAAGACUUGAGGCUGCAGAGUGCGAGGGCGCCACCAAAAGGCUCAAAGGAAUCAGUACUGAAGCACAACGGCCUGCCGCCCGCGAGGCCCUCGGCUCAGGACGAGGAAGACGAAGAGGAAGAGGAUGAUGACCCUGACGCCACGACAGACUUUGUCAAUUUUGUUUUUGACAGCGAACAGUUAUCGUGAUGGGCUGGAAAAACUUUUCUUGUUUUUUGCAGGUUAAUGCCAACAUGUUGGACGUCUUGUGUGUCUCUCCUGUUUUCUGAGUCAAUUGGACCAAUCCAAGCUUGUAGAGGAAUUCUGUCAAAAUGUACUCCAUAUAAUAACAUGUACAGACCGGUAUAGAGACAGGGUUUCAUGUCCUGAUUCUGCCAACUGACAGGUGAUUCUGAGCAGAGAGGCCGGGGCCUUGGUUUAAUUUGAUUAGCCAAUUACGAAGGAUGGUAUACAUCCCAUUAAAUUUUAGCUAAUUUUAAUUCGCUUGCUGUCUGAUGUAAUUGAUUUUAUACACCUGGUAAAAACAUUUCAGUUAUUAUUAUUAAUUUUUUUAUGCAUUUUCUCCCUUUCCCCCGACUUUAGCGUGUCCAAUUGCCCGAUUGCAUCAUGCUUCCUCUCCACUAAUGCCGACCCCGGCUCUGAUUGAGGAGAACUAAGCUAACCACGCCCCCUCCGACAUGUGGGCAGCAGCCGUAUGCAUCUUGUCACCUACACUAGGCGAGUGCAUAUGCGGAUCAGCACUGUGUACGGAGAGACACACCCUGAUCAGCGCACUCUUUCCUCGUCUCUGUGCAGGCGCCAUCAAUCAGCCAGCAGAGGUCGUAGUUGCAUCAGUCAUGAGAGAGUCAUCCCACUCCCUAUAUAAACAAUAGGCCAAUCGUUGUUCAUGUGGCUGCUCAGCCCAGCCAGCAGACAGAGCUGAGACUCGAUACGAUGUUUUCGAGAUCCCAGCUUUAGUGUUCUUGGUGUGUUUUUACCGCUGCGCCACCUGAGCGGCCCAAAACAUUUCAAUUAUUAGUAGUGAUAAUUGAAGGAGUGUCCACAUACUUUUUUUUAAUAUAGGAGUGUCCACAUACUUUUGGGUAUGUGGUGUGUAUGAACAGAAAAAAAAUCCUUAUUACCCCAAACUUAAUUUGUCCAAUUUGUGCUGUUCCAGCAAGACCUUAAAUUUGUUAUUGCACCUUAUUUUCUUCAUGGUCAGCUUGCUCACCACCGUGGAGAGCUUAAGCUUUCAGGUUCAAACCUCAGUGGUGCUGACUGGGCACCCAACAUGCACAGCUGGCCGUGUCUGAGUAAAUGAAGGUCUGUUAGGGUUUCUCCUCAUUGCUGCUGCAACAGUGACCUCUGCUGUCUGGUCCAGGCACCUGCAUGAGUAGUGGAGGAUCACAUAAGGCAUAGAGUGUUCCUCUGAACACAGUGUGGCUCCACUGAAUCCAGCACUCACUCACUCACUUUCUUAACUGCUUAUCCAAUUAGGGUCGCGGGGGAGUGCUGGAACCUAUCCCAGCUUUUCAAUGGGCGCAAGGCACACAGUAACCCCCUGGACGGGACGCCAGUCCAUCGCAGGGCAGACACACAUACACACACCCAUUCACCUAUAGGGCAAUUCAGUGUCUCCAAUUAACCUGACUGCAUGUUUUUGGACUGUGGGAGGUAACCGGAGCUCCCGGAGGAAACCCACGCAGACACGGGGAGAACAUGCAAACUCCACACAGAAAGGACCCGGACCGCCCCGCCUGGGGAUCGAACCCAGGAGCUUCUUGCUGUGAGGCGACAGUGCUACCCACCGAGCCACUCUGCCACCCUGAAUCCAACACUACCUGUUUUAAAAAAGCAGACAGCAAUUUCACACAUUUCGAAUGGGGCAGAUGGUUGUCAGGGGCCCCCUUCUGGAAGUGAAGAGGAGGUGCAAACAGCGGAAAUGUUACACUUUCAUUUACAAUGUUACACUAGUUGUGUAUACAACCUAACGGUAUGUAAUAAAUAAAAAAAAGAGUACUGUGUAUAGCUAAUAGCUAAUCUGAUCUUAGCUAUCUACUCAUUACAUAUUGACACACUUUUCUAGAAAUUAACCAACAUAUCUGAGGAUAUUGUUGAUCUUUCUGACGCUUUUGUCUUUUACUACAUUGACGGUCACUAUAAAUAGCUUAAUGACAAGGUGCUAGCUAAAUCUUUAGUUUCAGACAUUAGAUAAAAAGGUAUUUUUGUAACAAAUGACCUAACAUUACUAGCCGAAAUAUUUUACAAAGCACAUGGAUUUUGUGUAGCAACCAUUCAACUUUUCAAAAGUGAGAUUUACAGAUGUACACUUCCAACACACUAGUAAUACCUUAUCAGACACCUGAAACACACAGCAACAUUCUAGCAACACCCUGACAACCUAAAUUACCCUCUCAACCAUUAGAGAUAUUAUAGCAAUCACAUAAAGUACCUUAACAGCCACAAACCUGGCAUAACUUACCAAGCACACUAACAACCACCAGACACACCAUAGUUGCCACCUAGCAACACUAAAGCUGCACAAUUCCAUUUCUAGUUACAUUUUUACUCUGUUGCUGAUUCCUUUAGCUAUCGCUACAGAACUGUUACACUGAGCAUUGAAAGCACUGAUCAGCCAAGCUGAAUAUAGAAAAAGAAAAGCCAAUGGUGAUGUUGUAUGAUUGACAUUUGUGAUUGGCUGAUCAGAUUUUAACUUCAGCUCUGUCCCUGUCUCUUGGUGGAAUCAGGAUGCUUAAGUAAUCUGUGUACAUUAAACCAGUUCCUCUCAGAAUAAAGCAGGCUGUAAUUACUGGCAGUAGAGUGUGAGCUGUACAGCGGAACCGUCUCUCAUCCUGUAGGAACACUGUACACUUUCAGCUUGUACAUUAGCACCUUUUAAAUCUGUGGUUUAGAAAUGUUUUGGCUUUUAUUUUCUGUACAAAAUGCAAACGUUUUAUAUGAAAAGAGGUUCUAUGGAAAUCUGCUGAACAGUGUGGUUUUGCUAAUGUUGAAUUAGCUUUAAAGCCAGCCCUAAUAGUUUUAUUAAUAGAGUCGUUCUUUGGUAAUCUGGUCGUAUUAACAAGUUUUCAAGUGUAACAAAAUGAAAAGGCACAUCAUUUAUUUAUAUAUGAUUAGCUGGUUUUAUGUAGUUCACUUACAUAUACUUUAUAGCAUCUUUAUAUACAAUUCUUGUAAUUAUACUACUGUCCUAAAAAAUUAGAGUAUUUCAUUAAAAAAUGAAAUUUUUUAAACCUAAUCUCUGUACAUCACAUCUGCAGGAUACUGGCAAAAUCACAGAGGAUUCUUUAAACACACUUCUCCCGUACCGAAAGAUUUACUAGUAAUCAUUUUUUUUCUAUGUAUUUAUGCAUUUUCUCCCAAUUUAGCAUAGUCAAUUUGUCUUUCGCUGCUGGGGGAUCCCUGAUUGCAGUCAAGGUGGUUAUAUUGCUGCUCACGCCUCCACCGACCCGCGUGCAGCCUUUAGUGGACACCUUCUUUUCUCUAUCUGCCAAUCAGGGUCCUUACACAACGUUUGAAGACCCCACCCACAUAGUCCGGUCAUUCCGCCCUAGCAGAAAUGUGUCUGCUGCAGGCACUGCCAAUUAUGCCCAGCCAACCGAUGGCAAGACGAGUUUCGAACCAAUGAGUUCAGAAUCUCUGCGCUGGUGUGCUAGCGGAAUAUCCUGCUGCACCACCUGGGCACUGUACUAGUAAUAAUUUAAUUUGAAAGUGUUUAUGUAAAAUAUAUAUAAGAUAUUUCAGUUCUUAUUAAUGAAACCAUAGUAAAAUCAUAUUUUUAAAGUAAAUAUAAGGUAUGUUUCAUUCGAAUUAUUUAAUUGAUUUUUAUUUACCGGUCACCAUUGUUUAAUGUCUGAAAUCAGUUUUACUGGUAAUCAUUCAGUUGUUGUCUGUAUGGCCAAAAUUAUUCAGACCCCUGAUCAUGAGCUUUCUGGACACCCCAUAUUUAAAAACAAACACUGAAAAUAGUGACCUCUGUGUGACCCUUUCCAUUCAUACUGAUGUUAGUCAAGAAAGCCUCAAUUGAUGUUCCCGUUUCAUGAUGUGUGCAGCCGCUGGUGGCUUCUUUACACCAGCCAGUGGUGGAUUCUCAAAGUCAAUCUAUGCCCUUUGUUUUCCACCACUACUGGUGCUGCUGCCUCAGUCAGACUGCAGAAGUUGCAUUUGCAUUGGAGAUGGGGAGAAACCCUAGAAAACCUUUCCUUCCUCUUACACAGCUAAAUGUUAAGUGCCUGACCAGGCAGAUGGCACCACUGAGACUCGAACAGUGGUGGGCUAGUGUGUCACCCACGCCCCCAUAGAUGUUUUUAGUGAUAAAAAUCUUUUUUUUUUAUUACUAUUUUUUACUAGUAAUUACUAGUUUAACUGUUUAAAAUCUAUUUUUGCCUGCUGAAAUAUUUUUUUCACCUGUUCUUUGGACUUACUAUAAGUCAGGUUAACGUUAAAAUGAUCAUAACUGAGUGUUUAACGUCAGUAUGGUAGACAGAGAGGAGGUCGUAGAUUGCUGAAGUAUUCUUUUUAAGCAGUGUACUAUUCAGUGCAUCUGCAACAAUGAUACUCUGUUCACGUUGACUUCAUGUUGACAUUGUAUUGUUUUUUUAGUUUUUUUAUAAAGUAUGGUAUGUGCCUGUUAGGUUGCCAUUAGGCUGUCAGAAAUCAGAUCUUUGAAGAUUAAAAGCACUUCUUGAAGCACCUUGAAUUGUUUCAGUUGGUCCACUGUUAUCAGCAGCUUGUAGUUCUGCACUGGAAGUUUCAUUUUAAUUCUAGAGCACUUUAGAAAUGACUCUGGUUACAAACACACACACCAAUUAAAACUGGGUCCUGUAAAAUCCAACGCUACCAAACCAUUCCAUUAAAAAACACCACAUUAACAGAGUCUCACAUCAGAAGUGUCAUCCUCCAGAGUCCAUGUGAAAGUGGCCUUUGUCUGCUGUAAGAUUAUACAACUGGAACCAGUGUUUCUUCUGUUUUACUCUCUAAUGUUCAGUCUCAAUACUUAAAUCAAAAUAAAUUUGACUAGCAUC